AUGUCUUCAAGUCCAUAUGUUGGUGAAACUGAUGGUUCUCAUAUAAAUAUUGAUGAGGAGGAUGAUGAUUUGGAGGAAAUGCCUCAUCUUGGAGAGCCAACAACAAUAAAAAAAAAGUGUCUCGCAAAAGAAGGAAACAUGAAGCGACACAUCUCCACUUGUGUUAGAAAAGAUAUCCGCUAUGUAGGUCAGUUACUAAUUAGCUCUGGAUCUAUGUCUUUAUCUGGUAAUAAGUUUGAUGUUGAAACCUUCAGAGAUUUGUUAACGGGUGCCAUUAUUAUGCAUGAUCUACCUUUUAAAUUUAUGGAGUUUGAAGGAAUUAGAGCUGUUUUGACAUAUUUGAAACUUGAUUUGAAUAUUGUUACUAGAAAUACUUGUAAGGCUGAUUGUCUAAAGAUGUUUAAAAGGGAAAAACAGAAUAUCAAAAAUAUGCUAGCAGUGUCACCUGGAAGGAUUUGUUUGACUUCAGAUUGUUGGUCAUCUUUAACUACUGAUGGUUACAUAUAUUUGACUGCUCACUUUGUUGAUAAGAGUUGGGUUUUGCAUAAAAGAAUUUUGAACUUCUGUUAUAUGCCACCUCCUCAUAAUGGGAUAUCAUUAUCUGAAAAAAUUCAUAGUUUUCUAUGUGAUUGGGGGAUUGAUUUAAGAGUUUUCACAUUGACAUUGGACAAUGCUUCCACAAAUGAUACUUGUGCUACUUUGUUGAAGACUCAAUUACUUAACAAAAAUGGACUUGUAUAUGGUGGAAAGUAUUUUCAUAUGCGUUGUUGGGCUCAUAUUAUGAAUUUAGUGGUUCAAGAUGGGCUGAAAUGCAUAGAUCCUUGUGUCACUAAAAUUCGUGAAUGUGUUAAGUAUGUGAAAGGCUCUCAAGUUAGAAAGCAAAUGUUUCUUGAAUGCGUUGCUCAUAGUUCUCUUGAUAGCAAGAAAGGAUUAAGGCAAGAUGUCACUACUCGAUGGAACUCAACUUACAUCAUGCUUGAAAGUGCCAUUUAUUAUCGUCGUGCAUUCAUGCAUUUAGAAUUGAGUGAUUCAAACUUAAAGCAUUGCCCUUCAAGAGAUGAAUGGGAGAAAGUGGAGAAAAUUUAA
This is a messenger RNA of Dioscorea cayenensis subsp. rotundata (Guinea yam), 1086 nucleotides long. Its product is annotated as zinc finger BED domain-containing protein RICESLEEPER 2-like. The transcript is spliced from 2 exons. Bases 1 to 1086 code for a protein of 361 amino acids. Lineage: Eukaryota; Viridiplantae; Streptophyta; Magnoliopsida; Dioscoreales; Dioscoreaceae. The record is from RefSeq and is a predicted model, not a curated record.